Vitrella brassicaformis is the source of this 4511-nucleotide messenger RNA. The record is from the annotation of a GenBank genome assembly. NCBI's taxonomy places the organism in Eukaryota, Vitrellaceae.
GCACGUGUGCAUCCCCCGAUGUGACCCAAGCUGCCACCCUCCCAACUGUGCGCAUGCAUCACUCAGUCACACACAGGCCAUCCCGUUGGUGACAUGUAUGUCUCCCACCCGACAACCACGGCACAAACCACAAAUCCCUGUCUCACACACCCCACAAAUCCAUCUAGUCCAUGACCUGGCUGGUCUCGACAGUCUACACCCAGCGCUCCAGUUCAGGCGAUGGUCCAGUCGAUCUUGUGCGGCUCGGGUGUGGUUUGUGCACACGGACGGCACCACUUGUUGUACGUCCACAACUCCCACCGCACGCGGCACGUCUUCGCAACAUCUAUGGGAGUUUUGCCCUGUUGCGAGAAGAAUGACAGGCAGAAGGACAGGCAUCGAACUCUCCAUCGAUGUGCCAUCCACCCACGCCUGCAUACCGUCCCGUUCUUGACUCGCACCAGAUCCGAAGCGCCCCAUCUCAGCAGCAACUUGACGGCCUCAAGACGAUCGUAGAAUGACGCCCAGUGCAACGCGGUGUUCAUACCCAUGAACUGCACACCAUAGAAGUCUUUUUGUGUGUGUGUGUCUCUCUCUCUCGUUGUCUGUGUGUGUCUCUCUCUUUGUGUGUGUGUCUGCCUGUCUGCCUCCUGUUUGUCAAUAUAUUCAUCAGCGCACAUCGAAUUGUGUGAGGGCGUCAGGGCCUCUCCAGCUGUAGAGGACUUUCAUCGGCUCGAUGGCGCCCGUAGACGCAGCCCGCAUGAACGGCGUCUUGCCGUUCUGCAUAGGUCAUCAAGGAACACACGACACAUCGAAGACAGCCGUAUGGAUCGCUUCCCCGCUCACGAUGUCUCUAGCGUCGAGCAGCUGCAACGGCCCUAGCACGAGGGACCCCCACCCCAAAAGCUGUCUCACAACUCCUGCGGCCGGAUCGCCAUGCUCCUUCGCGGCUAUGUGGAGCGCCGUCUCGCCAAGCUGCAUGCAUAAUUAGUUGUGACCAUUACAUGCAGACGAAUCAGAUGUGUAAGGGAUGUUACACGUACUGCGUCUUGUUGUGUGAGAAGCGCUGGCGUGCCGUAGUCGUUGUAGAUGACGUUCAAGACGGCAUACUUGCCGUUCUGGGCAGCGAGACUCGCUGCUAUGUGCCACAAGGUGUAGCCUUCGGCAUCUGGGACCUGAUGCAAACACCUCAUGUUCGCAUGCACCGUCAUUGACUUGACUUGAUCUCUGUAGAAGUUUGCACUGUACCUCGAGUAUGUGCUUGCCGUGAAAGUCGAUCCAGUUCUUCACUUUGUUCAAUCGACCUGCUUCACUCUCGUCGGACGUAAUAGCCGCAACAAUCCGCCCAAUGUCUCUCUGCACCCAUGGACAGAAAACAAUAGGGCACACGUAUGCAGCAUCUUAUGGCGUGUCACAGCUCGCUAUCUAUCUCUCAGAAAGACACACCUGCGCCUGGCUCUCCAUCGCAUUUCGGACGUCCAUGUUCUGAGCCAGAUCCAUCGGUGUUUUGUCCUGCAUAAGAUAAUGGGGUGGACAGUGGCGUGUCUCCUUUUGUCCAGCUUCUCAGCUCACCAGUACGUUCUUGAUGUACAGGAGAGAAACCGUAAGGUCGGCCCACUGAAGCAGGAGUUUGACUGCCUCAAGCCUGCCCAUCACUGCAGCCUUGUGGAGAGCGGUAUUGUGUUCCUGCAGACACACAGACACAGAGGGAAGCCGGUUGGAGUGCAUGUCUCUCUCCAGCUGCCUAUACGGACGGACUGUUCUAUGUCUAUACGUACAUCGUUUUGCUGAAUGAGGAGCUCCUUGCGCUUCUCCUCGGCUGUUUUGUUAUAGAGCAGCCGCAUGACGUCAAUUUUGCCGCUCAACACAGCAUACUGGAACGGGGUGUCGUUCAUCUGCGUGCAUGCGUACAUUAAGGCAGACGGGCCGAUCUGUACUGACGUGUCUUCCCGUCUACAUACUCGCGAUCGGGCGUCGAUGAGGUCAGCUGACCACUCCAAUAUCUGCUCGACAACCGGAAGAUGUCCGUGAAACGCCGCGUAGUGGAUUGCCCUCUGACCAGCCUGCAUACAGAUACAUGCACAUGCACAUGCACAUGCAGAUCUAUAGGUCCAUUCACGCCUCGUGCAGCCAUCUGUGUGUCUCCCAUCCCGUUUGGAUGUGGUGUUCACUCACGCUGUCUGCCUGUUCCAAAAUCGACGGCCCAUACGCAUCGUACAUCACUUUGAGCAGCUCACAAUGGCCGGCAAUCGCGCCUUGUAGAAACGCAGUUCCCUGGCAUACAAAUGAUCAAUCAUCGACCAUAGAGAGAAUGACGGUAUUGUAUCCAUGGAUACGCUCUGCGAAUCUCUUUGGUCGAGGAUAUCCUUGCCAUGCAACUCUAUCAUUCUCUUGACGGUCUCCACAUCGCCAGCCUUGGCCGCAGUAGACAUCGUCUCGAUGUCUUUCUGCGCACGAUUGGUCAGGCAAGCAAUGGAGCAGCCAGCUGUUACGAUGAAGAAGCAACCCUCAGUGCGUGUCUGACUUGUUGAGGUUCCUUGCGGAAGACUCCCGGUGGCUUGACAGUGCUGGGCGGCCCGGUAAUGGUGGAUCCCAUGCUCUGCGGGGACGGACCGAUGGGAGACACACCGAUCGGCGAAAUUGGGGCAGGCACAGGCGAAACAUACACAGGUCCUGCAUGCGGACAGGAAGCAAGCAAUUCACAUCCUUGUGUGUGAUUCUUAAUCGUCUUCAUCGUGGGACAGACCUGGCGGAAGACGCAGCUUCUCCAAAAGCUACCAGAGGAAGAAACAACAUGUGGAAGGGAGCAAGCUAAGCACAUGUAGAUCACCUGUUCCGCUGUGGGUCUGUCAGCGGGAUUGUAGGCAAAGCAACUCUGACGGACGGACACAAGGCAAAGACAAAGAAGCGACCGAUACACAAGAUACGAAAGAAACACGCCUCUUCUUGUUGUCCUUUACCUUGAUUGCUUUCUGCACGUGCUCAGAGAGCGUUGUCGGAACCUCUGGGAUCUGACAGAGGGAAGCGAGGGCGUCAAAUAGAGAUGUCACAAAGGACUGUGCGGACACCUCGGCACGAACAACGUGUGGAGCGCGUACCUUCUUGUUGACCACAACGUCAGUCAUUAUUCUCACUCCGGGCUUGCCGUCAAAUGGGGGUGGACCUCCAUGAACUUCCGUGAGAAUGCCCCCGAGAGACCAGAUAUCACUUGCCGCUGUCAGAUCGCCCACUGAGAUGCCAUGGAGACAAAAGAAAUUACCCACGGAUCGUUGACGAAAUGCUGCACUGCAGCUAUCCUCUGAUUGGUCGCUUACAUUUUUCGUCAUACGCUUCAGGGCCCAUGUACGCAUGUGUCCCGCCUCCUGCACGUGUGAGCACAUCAAGAAUUGGAAGCUAAUGCUGGUCCCUACAACGUGAUGUGCGUACUUGUUGACGUCUUCGUUGUCCUUUGGGUGUUUCUAGUCAUGCCGAAGUCACUUAUCUUCACAACCAGGCCCUCGCCCAGCUGCGAGUAGGAUUAAUGAAUAUGACACCGAUAGAAAAGGCAUGCCAUCCUGAUUGUCGUGACUCACCAACAGGUUGCCCGGCUUUAGGUCACGGUGUAUGAUUCCCAUUCGGUGAAGAUACUGAACGCCCUCACAUAUCUGACACACAACGGCAGGCAACGACAGGUAGACAAAUUGAUAAGAGAGCAUUGGCUCGCCUACUUCUCUGGCAAACUUGCCGCGAAGUUCAGGCGACAGGGGCUUGUGUUUGGCAAGAUAUGAGGCCAGAGAGCCCCCCUCACAUAACUCUGCACAGGAAGAAAAGGGCAAUCGAUGCCGUACAAAUGAGACAUAAAGCUGACCUGUGACAAUCAACAGUCCACGCUGAUCAGAACAAAUGCCCAAGAAACGGACGAUGUUGGGAUGGUUUAGAUGCAUCUUAGAAAUCCAAAGACAAAGAGAGACACUGUUCAGGAAGGGCAAAACGCCGGCGACGCAACCGCUUACAAAAUGUCCGGCCUCGCUCAGCACCUCCUCCAUCACCUCCUGGGGCCCAGGCAGACAGAUGCCAUUGUACGUGAUCGCUAUGAGAGCUGUGUGUCAUCUGUGUACAUGUCUGGCGAGCUCGUUGCUGAUUUCCUCGUUAGCGACCUUGACAGCCACUGGCCGUCCCUUCCACAAGCCCCGUCCCGAAGGCUCCCCGCCCUGUGGAACAAGCGAACACAACAAAGACCGAGGGACUGAAACUGCUGAUUCUCCCUGGGCCCACCGACCGAUCUUGUCGUCCUCGCUGAAGGUGAGAUCCUUUUGCUUGAUCACCAAGUUUGGUUGUGACAUGCUGCAUGGGACAGAAUCCAUACACGGAAAGGGGUGCCAUGGUCAUUCCUUUCGCCCUUUCGGCGCGGGGGGGUUACCUGACUGCAACUGGCGUUUGCCCAGCGUCGGGGCUUGCCGCUUGCCCGAUCGUUCCCUGGGCGUUACUGACUCUCUGGCCCGCUUUGCUGGAGGAGCUUCCCAUUUCCAAACAGGCACAAACGGGGAGGGAAG